UUGAAAAGAAGAAAAAAAACAACUAAAUUGUCUCCUUCACGAAAGGGUGAUCCUCUUUAAAUACCCCCACUCUUUAACACCCUCUACAAAAAAUCAUUCGCUCCUCCUUUCCUUUGUCCCAAACACACUUCACUUCCACUCAUUCCCUUUAAUUUGUGGCUCUUCAAGUUCCUUGUUAGAUAAGAUUUAUACAAAUCCCUUCACAAAAUCUACAACAUCAUUUAUCAAAUCACCGUGCCAACCCAACCCCAGCUCAAUUCCAUUUCAUUUUAAAUUCUCAUUCUCAAAAAAAACCAAACCAAAACAACGUUGUUUGAGUUAGUUACUUGUUUUAGUUCAACCAUGAGAGAGGAGCAGAACGACACCGUUUUAGCAGCCACAAACGACGACGUCCCAUCCGGCGUCGUUUUGUUCGGGAAAUACGAGCUGCGGAGUUUACUCGGUGUAGGCGCGUUCGCCAAGGUUUACCACGCCACGCGCGUGGACACGCGCGAGAGCGUGGCGGUGAAGGCCGUGAAAAAAACAAAGGUCCUCAACGGCGGCUUCGCCGCCAACGUGGAGCGCGAGAUCUCCAUCAUGCGCCGCCUCCACCACCGCAACAUCAUCAACCUCUUCGAAGUCCUCGCCACCAAGACCAAAAUCUACUUCAUAAUGGAGUUCGCCGCCGGCGGCGAACUCUUCCACGAGGUCGCCGGAAAAGGACGAUUCACGGAGGAAGGCGCCAGGUUCUACUUCCGGCAACUCAUCUCCGCCGUGAAACACUGCCACGCCCGCGGCGUCUUCCACCGCGACCUGAAGCUCGAUAACCUCCUAGUCGACGAAAACGGAAACUUAAAAGUCUCGGAUUUCGGGUUAAGCGCGGUUUCGGGUCAGAUCCGACCCGACGGUUUAUUGCACACCGUUUGCGGGACCCCUACCCACGUGGCACCCGAGAUUCUGGCGAAGCGAGGCUACGAUGGCGCCAAGGUGGAUCUGUGGUCAUGCGGCGUCGUUUUGUUCACUCUCACCGCUGGUUAUUUACCCUUCAAUGAUUACAAUAUUACCGUAUUGUAUAGAAAGAUUUACCGCGGUCAAUUCCGUUUCCCCAAGUGGAUGUCCCUUGAUCUGAGAUUCCUCUUAUCACGCCUUCUCGACACGAAUCCCGAGACGCGGAUCACCGUUGAUGAGAUCUAUAAUGACACGUGGUUCAACGCGGGUGAGUUCCGGCCCGACCGGGUUUUGCUCAAGGAGUGUAAUAAUAACAAUAAUAAUAAAUUUGGAUGCGAAGACGGUCGAACCGGGUUGGAGUCGCUGAACGCGUUUGACUUGAUUUCGUUUUCCACCGGGUUGGACAUGUCGGGUUUGUUUGAGGAUCCGAUCCGAUCGGACUCGGUGGAGCGGGUUGUGUCUGCGGCGGCGCCGGAGCGCGUCAUGGAGAGGGUGGAGGCGGUGGCGGCGGAGGGGAGGGUGGUGGUGAGGAGGGAAGGGAAGGGUGGCGGAGCCAAGUUGGAAGGGCAGGAUGGUAAUUUGAUUGGCGCUGUCGCGGUUUACCGGUUAACGGAUGACCUGGUGGUGGUUGAAAUGAAGAGGAGUGAGAAGGGAGGGGAAUGUGGUGCGCAGUUUUGGAAAGAAAAAUUGCGGCCUCUGCUUGUUGAAUUCGCGGCUGAACGGGAAGCGCCGGUGUCCCGGUGACUUAUUGAGAGUAUUUUUUGGUAUCUAUGUUUUUUUGUUUUGGGUACCAAUGGUAAUCCAUUGUUUAUUAUUACUCAAGGGUUUCGAACAUGUUUUACGGAACUUAAAUAUUUGUACAUAAUUAAGAAAUUAAAGAUGUUAAAUAAAACACUUACAAAUACUUUAGGACA
Messenger RNA from Cajanus cajan (pigeon pea), 1841 nucleotides. Its product is annotated as CBL-interacting serine/threonine-protein kinase 14. Lineage: Eukaryota; Viridiplantae; Streptophyta; Magnoliopsida; Fabales; Fabaceae. Gene Ontology annotation, biological process: protein phosphorylation; signal transduction. The record is from RefSeq and is a predicted model, not a curated record. Gene Ontology annotation, molecular function: ATP binding; protein serine/threonine kinase activity.